CAUCUUGUUAAAGGACGACUCUAUACGUAGAACCUGGAAAACCUGAAUCAAAAUAAACACGCACCAAUGCUUUGGUAGUUUCAUUAGGGAGGGAGAUACAAUCGAUAAACUGGAUUGGUGGUACGCCAACAGCACCUUGCCAGGGCUUAUCUCAAUGGCUAGUGGGAUACUAUGCUAACCUCAUUCAAAGCUUUUCAUCGCGUUAAAACCACUUGAAUUUACGUGUGAAUGAAGGAGCUGCAGGACCACCGUUCCACAGUUUGGCCACCCUGAUGGUCCAUUUCAAACAAGUUGACAUUGUUAGAUAUGUUUGGCUAAUAAGUUGAUGUGCGUCCAAUUUUAGAUAGUACCAUCAGUUUCCACCGGAAGUCGCAAAAUGUCAACACGGCGAAAGUUAAGUGUUCCUUUGGCCGAGAGGAUCAAUCGGCAGCACUCUCAAGACAUUGACGAGACCCUCCACGAUGUCUCAUUGCAGCAUACACAAGUGGCGUCCGUGGAGAAGAAGGACUUUGCCCAGGAAGUUCGGGGCACCCGGGAUAUCAACAACUUUCUUCAGAAAUCCGAAGUUUUCUUGGACUUGGCAGAAAUAGAGAUCAGUCACAUUGUCGAUAAGAUGCUUGGAAUGAUGAUGAAGGACCCCAAAGAGACCGUGACGAAUCAAGAGUUGAAGUCCCUAAUUUUUACCGACGACACAUAUACUCAACUAACUGACAACAUUCAAGGAACCAUCAGCAAAGGAGGCAAAUAUUAUGAUUGGGAACAGACGUGGUUAUGCAGCGCUGUAACUAUUCCAACUUUAAGGAAACGGCACGUGGGCAUAGCUCGCCUUAAACAUCGUUGUAAUUUAGGACAAAAAGCCGAGGAAGUGCGCUUUUUUAUCCUGAUUCUCUGUCCCAGUGAAGUGAAGAAGACCAAGUCCGCUUUAGAGACGGGUCGCACUUUUGCCACACUCUUUAGCGACAUGGGGCUUCGUCAUGAAUUACUUACCGCUCCAACUGUUGAAGAGUUCAAGGAGAGCAUGAGGAAGACUACCGAAAUGUUUGCUGAACAUCAAGCUCCACCUGAGCUCAAUGGUGGUCCAGGAAAACCAGACCCUAAUGAUGAAAACAAGGACACUGAGUUGAAAUGGUAUCAAUUUGGUUAUGGCAUCAAAGAAGAUUUAAUGCGAAGGUUGCCAUACUACUUGGAUGAUUACAAAGAUGGAAUUGUGGGACCAAAUACCAUCCAAAAAACCACGGCCACGACCUUAUUCCUCUACUUUUCGGUCAUCCUUCCGGCUGUUGCUCUGGGCGUGUUGAACUCUUCCAAUACCCAUGGCAAGAUUAGCGUUCAACAAGUGAUCGUUGGGCAGACUAUUGGCGCCAUUACGUUCACACUGCUCGCUGGACAACCGUUGGUCGUUGUGAUGACGACUGCUCCCUUGGCUUUAUUCAUUAAGAUCAUCUACACGAUCGCAGAGGACUUUGAUAUCGAUUUCUUGGCGUUUUAUGCCAUGAUCGGGAUUUGGAACACAUUCUUCCUGAUUUUGUACUCCUUUUUCAACAUGUCGGUCCUGAUGAAGUAUUCUUCAAGAUCAACCGAAGAAAUCUUCUCCAACUUCAUCACCAUCGCUUUCAUCACGGAUUCCACGAAGAACAUGGUCAAGACUUUCAACAAGCAUUAUUGGUCUGAUUCUUGCUACCCCACCACGACUGGAAAUGAUGCUUCCAACCCAUUAGCUUCUGCGAUAACCAACAUAACGGCAACAACGGCCCACCAAGUCCACCCUCAUGAGUGCCACCCGGACGUGUGUUUCUUGUCUUUGAUCCUCAUGCUUGGAACUCUUUGGCUGGGAGUGACUCUAUUCGACUUCACGAAGACUCCGUUUUUGAAUAAGCGGAAACGCGAGAUUCUUUCAGAUUAUGCCCUACCUGUGUCCGUUGUGGUAUUUAGCCUCGUAGGAACUGUAUUGUUUUCUGGUGUACAAGUGAAGACAUUCCCGUACAACCCAACGUCCAACGUUUUUCAAGUGGUUAACUUUGGGGCCUUGACGGUUGGGUCAGUCUUCGGGGCUAUGGGAUUGGGAUUUUCUUUGUCCCUGCUAUUUUUUAUGGAUCAAAAUAUUAGUGCAGCGAUGGUCAACAGCCCGGACAACCGACUUCAGAAAGGGAAUGCGUAUCAUUGGGAUCUAUUGGUGGUGGGACUCAUCAAUGCUUUCCUGUGCAUUUUUGGAUUCCCAUUUCUCCAUGCCGUAUUGCCUCAUUCCCCACUUCAUGUCAAGUGCCUCGCAGACACCGAAGAGCGAGUCGAAAAUGGAUAUGUUAAGGACAUUGUUGUCCGAGUUAGGGAGACAAGGCUCACCAACUUGUUCAGCAACAUUCUUAUUGGCAUCUCGAUGCUCUUCCUCGGUUCCGUUCUGACGUUUAUUCCCACGCCUGUGUUGGAUGGACUUUUCUUGUACUUGGCCAUCACAGCUUUAUACGGCAAUCAAAUGUUUGAAAGAAUCAUGCUUUUAUUCAUGGAACAAGCUGCAUACCCACCCAACCAUUACAUCAGACAAGUUCCUCAGAGAAAAAUCCACACUUUCACUCUGUGCCAAUGUGGUCAGUUAUUGGUUCUUUGCGCAUUUGGAUUUGCCCCUUGGCCGUACGCGAAAAUGAUCUUCCCCUUGGUGAUCUUGUUCUUUCUUCCAGUUCGGCACAUGAUCAUUCCAUUACUUGUGGAGAAAAAGUACCUCAGCGUUCUUGACGGUCAUUGAAUGACAGAUGAGAAGCUCUCAAAAAAAUGUAAUACAUUAACUGAAAAAUAAAGAAUACACCGCUCCUGAGGAGCGUUAAAAACCUUCGA
Tigriopus californicus is the source of this 2826-nucleotide messenger RNA. Its product is annotated as solute carrier family 4 member 11-like. Gene Ontology annotation, cellular component: basolateral plasma membrane; plasma membrane. Bases 377 to 2737 code for a protein of 786 amino acids. NCBI's taxonomy places the organism in Eukaryota, Metazoa, Arthropoda, Copepoda, Harpacticoida, Harpacticidae. The transcript is spliced from 2 exons. Gene Ontology annotation, molecular function: solute:inorganic anion antiporter activity. The record is from RefSeq and is a predicted model, not a curated record. Gene Ontology annotation, biological process: monoatomic ion homeostasis; monoatomic anion transport; transmembrane transport.